GAUUAUCAUCACUGCUGUGGUGCUGGUCAAGUUCACUUACUGGGAUUUCGUACUUUAACUUUUUUUAAUGUGGCAUUUGUAUUGUGCACUUGACACCAGCUGCAAUGCCAAAAAAAUAAUACACAAAACCCGUUGUGUAUUUAGAAAUGAUACACUUGGGAAUAUGUUACUGUGGAUUAUUGAAUCUGUUAAAACGAAGAGCCUCAAAAGAACAAUAUAAAUGUGUUGAACCUAUUGAUCAUAUUUUAUAACAUUAACUGUUUUACAUGCAAACCUGCAAGCAAACAAGUCUGAAUAGCAAACGACUGGACUGAAAAGCAGGAAGGGAGUGAACCAUCUCACUUCUCUCAUACUCUUCGGCCUUCACCGUCGAGUCAAACCCGGAAGUGAGACGAGAUAUGACCCGGAUGUGUUACAUGACAACACGAGCCACGUCCGGUGGGAGUUCACCAGUUCCCUCCGCUGGGACCAGAGCAGCCGACACCUCCUUCUGUGCGGGAUAAAGACGCGCAGUGAACCUCUAUUCGCACAUUCCAAUGACACACGGUUAUCUACUUAAAUAAGGACGUCCUUUAAUAAUCAAAUACGAUACUUUAAUUGGACGCCGGCUUUGAAAACCACAUCCCGGAAGUGCCGCCUGUCCGCAGUCGGUCGAAUCGAGCGUCCACCGGGGAGAAGCCGGCCCGGUUAUGGAGCCCGUGCCGUGUCGCGACGGCUUCACCUCCGCCUCUACGCCCGCGGGACGGCGCCGGUAGCCGGCCGGGGGAUCGGCGGCAUGCCGUCAGACGUGGAGUACAGCCCGGUGGGAGAGGGGCUGGGCAUGCGGGACUACUGGCUCUACGUGUGGCUCCGCAGGGCGGCGGUGACCGCGGCUCACGUCACCGGGCUCGGCCUGACCCUCAUCAUCUCCCUGCUGUCCAGACCGGGGACCAGUCUGUUUUCUUGGCAUCCAGUGUGCAUGUCUGUGGCAUACUGCCUGUGUUUGACUGAAGGCGUCCUCCUCUUCUCGGCGGAAGGAUUCCCCUUUUGUAUAAAAUCCCGGAAGUGUAAAGUCCGUCUCCACUGGUGCUGUCAGGCGCUGGUCCUGAUCGCUGCAGCCGCUGGCCUGGGCUUCAUGUUGGCCAGCAAGAGCGUGUCCGAGCUUCCCCACCUGGUCAGCUGGCACAGUUGGUUGGGCAUCGGCACCGUGGCUGCCACCGUUCUCCAGGCCGCUUGCGGAAUCUGCCUGAUCUUCCCUAAACUGCUGCGUCUGUCCUCCUCUCCCCUGAGGCUCAAGUUGAAGCUGUACCACGCCACCUGUGGGCUGGUGGUCUACCUGCUGGCCACGGUGACCGUGGUGUCCGCCAUGUUCUCCGACUGGUUCCAGGCCACGGUGAAAGGGGCGGCCUGGUGGGGCUUCCUCCUGCUGGCCCUCUUCCCCGCUCUGGUGGUGAUGAACCAGAUCACGAAUGCUUACCUGCCCCGCAAGAAGCUCACGAGCUAGAGAGCACACAUCCGCUCUGGUCUGUCGUUGGCCGUUUCGGAUCUGCAGAUACGAUAACUAAAGCAAGUAGCUCCACAUGCUGGCAGCCCCACCGACUAUUAGCAUUCUUCUGCGUACUCCAUGCAAGGUGCCACCUGAUCCUCACUCUACUGAGCAAGAGCAACCUUCAGGGUUCAGCAGCUUCCACUCGUGUGAACUUUUAAGGUCAUUGUAGCAACCAAAGGUACAGUCUGUUGUUAGCAGCAGGACGUGUUUGUAUGAAGAGUUACUGUAAUAUAUUUGAUAAAUUAAUUGAAUAACAUCAUUAAUUGGAUGAAGUCAUUUUAGGGUACAAAAUAGAAACAUGCUGGGCUGUAGGAUUAAUUGAGCAGCGUGAUUUUCUAGUUUGUGCACAAUUUUCAUAGCCGGCUCUCAGUGGCCAGUUAAACAACUGCAGCUUAAAACAUUUAAACGUUGGCGUCUUUGACGCUGAAGAAGAAGAAGAAACAGGCUUUUGUGAACAAUAUGUCAAAUACCAAGUUGUAUAGAGACACGGAGCAGGACAGUAGGACAUUGCUACAAACCACCGCAGGGAGCAGUUGGAGGACAGCUGAACGUCUUUCAUCUCUGGAGGACUAUUUGCACUACUUAGGGUCUCAAAGACGUGAGGACACCGCACCAUGAAGACGCUGUAGAUGAUUCAAUACCAGCCGGUAAAUACGUUAUUUAUUCAUUUAUGAUAUUUUGUGUUGUGUCUGUCUUGGCUGUUUAGAGCUUUUAUUGAUUAUCCUUUGUGUGGUAUUGGUUUCCUCAAUGAGUCCUCAUUUGAUUAUGAAAUGCUCGCAUUGACACCAAUAACCGGUUCUGUAUGAAGCACUACUGGUGUUUGUGAAAGGCUGACAAACGAAGCGAAGAGGUCAUUUGGGAGUCACGCGCUUUGUGUUUUAAUCAAAAGGGGAAAAACGAUUGUUUCUGCAUCGCAAAGGAUGAAAGAUUUCUGUCCAGUGCGCUCGAUGUCUCUGCGAGAUCGGACCUAAAGAUUGUACCAAUAAGUGCAGGUUUCCACUAGUUAUGAGCCAAGGAGAGAUGAAUGAAAAGCAGCUUCGCACUGGACGGACAUUUAAGGGCUUUGGGUUUCUGAGGUCGUCCUGAGACACAGCGGACGUAAUCCUCACUGGUUUCCCCACAACAAGCAUUUUCUUUUUUGUAUUGUUGGUUUUUGGACAGUAAACCAUUUAAACAAACUGCAGCAGAGCAUUUUUCACAAUUGUACAUCAAUGGCUUUGGAGUCCAUUAGAAAUCCUUCGUAUCUCCAGUCAGAGAUGCUGGUCGAUGUUACAGCCGCUCCAGUUCUCCCCCGAACUCGCUUUGACAUUUUGGUUUCUCUUCCCUAAAAUGAGGGUUCGUUUCCUCAUCUGGAUGCUUUGGUUGGAUGUUUCCAACAAUCAGGUUGCACUUCACUGCGAAAGGUGAAGAGAUUCUGUGUGAACUUAAAUUCUUAAAUGUAUUCAGCGUGCUUCUCAGGUCUGUUUGGUCCCAAUUGUUGUAGGUUUGUUUUUGUCUUUGAACCUUCUGCAAUAAACAAAAAAGCUACGUUUGAA
This is a messenger RNA of Gasterosteus aculeatus aculeatus (three-spined stickleback), 3063 nucleotides long. RefSeq names its product cytochrome b561 family, member D1 (gene cyb561d1). Gene Ontology annotation, molecular function: transmembrane monodehydroascorbate reductase activity. The record is from RefSeq and is a predicted model, not a curated record. Lineage: Eukaryota; Metazoa; Chordata; Actinopteri; Perciformes; Gasterosteidae.